Molecule: messenger RNA, 1552 nt
Organism: Daphnia pulicaria
Lineage: Eukaryota; Metazoa; Arthropoda; Branchiopoda; Diplostraca; Daphniidae
Exons: 6
Coding region: 342-1283 (313 amino acids)
Source: RefSeq, a predicted model, not a curated record
AGACUAAUCAGCUAUAAUAUUGGACCUGUAGUUUUUGAAAGAGUUAAUUUCAUUUAAGCAUCAAUGUACUGUGAUAAAACAAGACAUUAUAUUACUAUUCGGGCUAACCUGAUCACCGUUGUAACAGGAACUAGCAUGAACGAACUAGUAAGGCAGACUUAAGAACGAGCUCGUGGUUGUUUACACUUGGUCAAUGUAAACUCUCGACUUCCCCGCCGAGAAAAACUUGGAGAGUUCGCCAUGAUCGGCACACACAUCGAAUUGACAGCAAGCGAUAAAGGACGAAAACGUUCGAUCAAAGUUGUUGGAGUUACGUGACGACACACAACAGCCAAUCGCUCAUGGAGAAAAUGAAGGCGACAAUGGGCCAACGUCCAGUGACGAAAAAGAAAGUUACCUUCGUUCACAACCAAUACAAUUCGCCGUUGGACCUUUACUCAGCCGAUGAGGUGGCCCAAACUCUGCGACGCCAUGCUUCGUUGCUCUCCAAUGGAGCAGUCGGGAUAGAUUUCGGUUCUCUAUCGUCGCCAGUUUUGAAACGAUCAGAAGUCUAUAAAAUGUUGACCGAAGAGCAGCAGGAGCAGCAGGAACGCCGGCCUUGGCAAUUGCAUCAUAAAAAGUCAACGUCCUCUGAAAUGAAACGAGUUGCCUGGCCGCCAGUGUCCGCCGAAAUUGCCAAAACGAACGAAAACGACAACGGAAUCAUUGGCGACGACGAGGUUGAGCAGCGCCAUCAUCAAGACGCUUCUUAUUCAAACAGGUUCUCUACUACUAACAACCAGCAAAUGCCGAACGGUUCCAAAGUUGCACCACCAGUCCCGCCCAAACCGGGCGCCCGUGAAAUUGCCAAUGCUCAGCAAUCAGCCGACUACGAUAGUGACAACACGAUGGCAUCAUCAAACGGACUGCCAGAGGCAUUCGCUUCCAACGAGUUGGUGGGCGAGAGACUGUUGAUCGCCAAACCAGCCCCGCCACCUGGAUUGAUCCUCCUCAAGAAACACGCACCGAUUUCGCAAGAACCUCAAGCUGUCUUUAAUUCGCAGCCCGUUUUCAAACGAGCCACUCCAGUCCGAAUGCUCGGAGACAUGGUGUGGCCUCCAAAAGGGGCGGGCGGUGCGUCGGACAACUCUACACAGUCGCCCGGCCUUGUCCGUCGUCAACCCAAGAAUUACCAAGAAUUUUUCGGCUCCAAUCAGUUACCAGCAAAUUUCCCGACCUAUCGAGCUCCACCCGGCACCCAACAUUUCGGGCUCGAAGAAGGAGAAAACACCACGCCCAUGUAAAGGCCCAAGAAACGAUAUGGGGGAUUUAAAAAAGGCCCAAAUAGCCAUCCCUUUUUUUUUAAAUAUUUGAUUAGCCGCUUAUAAAAAAGGAUGGGAAAUUGUUCCAUACGAAUGCAACAUGGACGGGGGGUUUUUUGUUAAAAUUGUUACCUUGGAAAAUCAAACUGUGGUUUCCCGACGAUUUUUUAAAAUUUUACAUCUAUCGCUUUGUGAUAAAUAUGUAUUGGAAUGAUGAUUCGAUUUGUCUAGCGUGGUUCUGCAAACUAGCU